CAAUUGGAAAAUGCUCUACUGAACAUGAUGACCAUUUGGAAGCUUGGGUCUCAUGUAAAAGUGAAUUAUUCAGUGAUCCGAAUCUAAAUAAUCAGAUCCGUCUAAAAGAUGGUUCCUCUGGUCAACUCCAAGUGAAAGACAGUUUAGGUGAAUGGUUCCCUGUUUGUGGCAUCUACUGGACAAAAGGGGCUUCUCAGGUUGUUUGCAAACAACUGGGCUUUAAAGCUCAGUUUGGCUUCACUCUUAAAUCAUAUAAAAUAGAUAACUAUAUGGACUACAAUAGGCAAAUUAUAACAAAUAUAAACUGCAAUGGAACCGAGAAAAGUCUGAGAAAAUGUUCUUAUACUAAAUGGACGGCGCUGUACGGUAGUGCAAGUACUUGGCAUAAGGAACGCGCGUUAGAGUGUGGGUCAAACGGAAUACAGAUAUCAUGCGUCGAUACAUCGAUGAGGCCUCGAUUAAUUGGAGGCCAGAGCAAUACAACUGGUCAACUUGAAGUAUGGUAUAAGAAAACAUGGAACAAGGUUUGUAUCGGUGAAAGAGAGUCCAUCUACUCAUACCGAAGCAAGAGAUUGGCAGAAUCGACGUGCUUCACCUUGGGGUACAAUAAUAGCAAAGUCGGAACGUAUGGUUCAUUCAACCAAGAGAAAAAACAAGACCGAAUGACCAAAGGCAUUUCACUUUUAUGUGAGGAAUAUGAUGCCCUUCAGAUGUGUAAUGUUACGAGAGCGCAUUGUGAUGAUUACAACAUGUACUUCAUUUCCUGCUUUGACCAAGAACCAGAAUUAACCAAUUUCGUUGACUUUGAAGGGCAAGAAUCUGACUUUCGGCACUAUGCCCUGGCAGAUGGAGUUCUCAAAAUUGAUGUUCCAGAUAAAUCUUCAUAUGAUAAUUUUUAUAUUUGUUCAACUGGAUGGAGCGUCAGCGAAGCAAAAGUUGCAUGUCGACAGCAAGGAUUUGAUCCAAAGGAUGCUGCAAUUGAUACAUUCUCCAAGUAUCCUUGCUGAGUGAUGUUGUCUGCAAUGGUGAUGAAUACAAUCUAGCUGACUGUUCAUUCAACUAUGGUGAAAAUGCAUCAUGUCCUGAUGCAACAAGGGCAAGUGUCAUAUGCGAAGAGGUAAAUGUUCGACUGAAACGUAGAAAAACGGCAAACUCAGGACUGGUUGAGAUUCAUGUUGGUGACAUGUGGAGAAAGGUAUGCUCCUCAACAUGGGGUAUGAAUGAAGCCAAGGUUAUUUGUCA
Owenia fusiformis is the source of this 1242-nucleotide messenger RNA. The record is from the annotation of a GenBank genome assembly. NCBI's taxonomy places the organism in Eukaryota, Metazoa, Annelida, Polychaeta, Sabellida, Oweniidae.